AUGGACCAAUGCAUCAAGCUUAUCAGAUCGUGUGGGUCGCUCGCGGAGGCGGAGGAUGCCCACUCGCGAGUCUUCCACCUCCGGGAGAUCACGGCAUCCAAAUCGCUCCUCCUCUCCAACAUGAUGAUCCAGGCUUACGCGCGGUGUGGCAGCGUGGAUAGCGCUCGCCGGGUCUUCGAUUCCAUCCCUGCAGCGUCCAGAGAUCGCUACUCCUGGGGACUCAUGCUCUCUGCCUAUGCCCAGAGCGGCAAACUCGACCAGGCGCGGCAGCUGUUCGUGGCCAUGCCGGAGUGGAACCUGGCGGCCGUGAAUGCGAUGCUCUCGGUGCUUGCCCGGCUCGGGCAACUGGACGAGGCUAAGAACCUGUUUGAUUCAACGCCGGAGGCCGACGAGAUCACUUGGACUAGCAUACUCUCAGCUCACUCGCGCAGCAACGAUAUCGAAAACGCAAGGAAACUCUUUGAAGCUAUGCCGGAGUGGAGCUUAGUUUCGUGCAAUGCUAUGCUCGCAGCAUUUGCCGCGAAUGGGUAUUUGUCUAAAGCGAAAGCUGUUCUAAGCGAGAUGAAAGAAACAAAUCUGGUGUCGCUUAACACAGUACUUAAUGCGUACUCUAAGAACGGAUUACUUGCUCAAGCUAGAACCUUCUUUGACAAUAUGCCGGAGCAUAAUCUUGUUUCUUGGAACUCACUACUCACUGUACAUACCCAGAAGGGGCAAAUUGCCCAAGCGAUGGAUCUCUUCGAUCGAAUGCCGGAGCUGGAUCUCCUGGCCUCGACCUCCAUUCUAUCCGCUCACGCCCAAGCCGGAAACCUCUAUCAAGCAAAAUCUCUCUUUGAUUCAAUGCCCGCCAGGGACGUGGUUGCAUGGUCUGCUAUCCUAGCAGCCUAUGCCAACGCCGGCGAUCUCCAAGAAUCCCUCUCGAUCUUCGGCCAGAUGCCCGAGCACGAUCGCUUCUCCUGGACCUCGCUCCUCAUCGUGCUCGCCCACAACGGAUUCGUCCACGAGACAAAACAGCUCUUCGACUCCAUGCCGGAGCGCGACGCCGUGUGUUGGAACGUGAUGAUCGCGGCGCUGGGGCGCAAGGGCCUGCUGGACCGUGCGCGCCAGGCGCUGGAUCGAAUGCCCGAUCCAAGCCUCGCGGCCUGGAACGCGAUGGCAGUGUCGUGCGCGCAGCAUGGCGCCCACGACCGCGCCGCGCGGAUCGUCUCCUCCAUCGCCAUGCAAGGCCUCGAGCCCGACGACAUGUCCUUCAUCUGCGUCAUGCUCGGGAUCACGCACCGCGGCGACGCGAGCUCCGGCAUCCAUCUCUUUCGAUCAAUCGCCCAGGACUUUGGGCUGGAUCCUCCCAGCAAGCAGCUCCACUGCUGCGUGAUCGAUCUGCUGGGACGGGCGGGGCGGCUGGACGAGGCCGAGGAGGUGAUCCACAGCAUGCCGUUUGAGCCCGAGUUCCAGGACUGGCAGUGCUUGCUCGCGGCUUGCAAGAGCCACAGGGACGACGAUCGAGCGGCGCGCAUUGCAAAGUAUCAGUCCUCGAGCCGCACGUCCAUCGCGAAUGCCGCGCCAUAUCUCAUCGUCGCGAGCAUGGCUUAG
Molecule: messenger RNA, 1590 nt
Organism: Selaginella moellendorffii
Lineage: Eukaryota; Viridiplantae; Streptophyta; Lycopodiopsida; Selaginellales; Selaginellaceae
Product: pentatricopeptide repeat-containing protein At4g02750-like
Exons: 1
Coding region: 1-1590 (529 amino acids)
Molecular function (GO): protein binding
Source: RefSeq, a predicted model, not a curated record